Molecule: messenger RNA, 2026 nt
Organism: Camelina sativa (false flax)
Lineage: Eukaryota; Viridiplantae; Streptophyta; Magnoliopsida; Brassicales; Brassicaceae
Source: RefSeq, a predicted model, not a curated record
UUACUCUUCUAAACCCUUUUAGAUUCAAUGUUUUUUUUCCAGAAUGUUCAAAUCUUGCUUCAGAUUCGCACUUGCUUGAGAUCUCUCAUUUUACAGAUCUUUUUACUCUUGUUUUGAUCUCGUGACUUUGUUCUUCUCUGUUUUAGUCGGUGACCCAUGAGUUCAUGAGAGAACAAAAAUUUUGUCCUUUUUUCGUUUGAGUUGCUGUUCAUUCAAAUCAGUGGUGUGAAUUUGGUGGAGAGCUUAUAAAUAAAAAUUUGAUUUAAUGGUUGCUUAAUUUUGCUUCUGUUAAAAAAAAAUUAGAUUAAUGGCUGCUUUAAUCUUCUUAUGGUUAAAAAAUUUGGAGUGAGGGCUGCUCAAUGCUGCUUGUGGUUAAAUAUUAGUGUUAUGGUGUGGCUGCUUAAAAUCUGCUUCUGGUUAAAAAAAUUAGUGUAAUGGCUGCUUUAAUCUGCUUAUGUAUUUUUUGUAUAUUUUUUAUACACUUACUAGUGGUUUCUUGUGUUUGGCUUUGGUGCUAUCUUUCCUGCUCAGUUACAACCUGAAGCAUGAUGUUAUUGCUUUCAGACAUCAUUUUGUCAUUUGUUUUGUUCACUUUCUUUUUGUUUUUCGAUUUGAUCUCAGCAUGUUUUGACUCUUCUGACAUCGAAAGGUUGAGUGGAUCCAUGAUCUAAUUGAUUAUAUAUGAUGCUUUCUUUUCACAUUCCUACUAUAAAAGCCUUAUAUUUACUUGACCACCACUAUAUCAGUAUCUAUCUAGCGCUGCUUCAGUUUAUAUAUUGUCCCUUUUACAUGAGCUCGUUUGAAAGAAUGCAAAAGAAUCAGUUGGAGACAACAAAUUGUGGAGUCAAUGAUCACGAUUGUCCACCCGUCAAGAACGAAGAACCAGCCGCUGAGGCGCGUUACAGUACAGACAGUGACUCGGGUUUACCAGCUUGUCGUGUAUGCCAUUCUGCAGAAUCUGACAGACGAGGAGAUGCUGCGUUAGGGUUUCUAGGGAUUACACCUCCGGUUCCAGAAGCUCGUAAAAGCAAUGCAGAAGAAACCGCUGAUGAUGUCAGCAAAGCUACAGAAGCUGAGCUGAAGAAUUCUGUCGUCAAAAGCAACGGAGUGGAAUCAGGCUUCGUCGAAAUAACGAGUCCAGAUGGGGAAGUUUUCAUUUGCACAAAUGAUAUAGAAAUGGGAAUCCAGCAGCAUCAGGAUGCACUGCUUGAGCUUGGAUGUUCCUGCAAAAACGAGCUUGCUUUGGUACACUAUGCUUGUGCACUCAAAUGGUUUCUCAACCAUGGAUCCACCGUGUGUGAAAUCUGUGGACAUCCUGCAGAGAAUAUAAAGACUGCUGAUUUCAACAAAGUGGUCAUUGCCUUGAGAGAUUACACGGCACCAGACCUUCUGUUACCUGUGAAUACAGAUUCAACCAUAGAUUCAGAUGAAGUUGCUACCAUUCGAAGGCAACGACUUAGUGAGAUAUCAUCAUGGUUUGGUCCCCAUUCCCUGAACAACAACAACAACAAUAGUUCUGUUGUAGCUUCUCAGGUUAUGCCCGAACAACCUUUAGGUGUUGUCAACUUUGAUAUCUUGCCUACGGAAAGCCGUGCAACUAAAUGGGCUGUGGAAGGUACCGGGAUCCUACUUGCUACAGGGUUACUCACUGUUACUUUGGUCUGGCUCAUUGCCCCUCGUGUUGGAAAGAAAACUGCUAGGAGCGGACUUCACAUCCUUCUUGGUGGUCUCUGUGCUUUAACAAUAGUCAUCUUCUUCAGAUUUGUUGUGCUCACUAGAAUCAGGUAUGGUCCUGCACGCUACUGGGCAAUCCUAUUCAUCUUCUGGUUUCUUGUGUUUGGUAUUUGGGCUUCUCGUGCGAAUGCUUCUCACAGUAGCCCUUGAAUUCAUCAUCAUUAUCUUCUUCUUCCUCUCUGUCUCUCCAUGCGUUAGUCUGUGUACUUCUCUUGGAGAAAAAAAUGUACAUUGCUUCAUAUAUAAGAAAAACAAGCUCAUGCUUCAUUGAAUAUGAUGAAUAUAUUCAUUA